ACGUGUCCAAUUAUUUCCCCAUGUCUGUUUAUCCCCUAUUACAAUAUCUGUUUGUUUCUUCUAGACCAAAGCUGGACAUUCUAAGAGAUACACCCAGUUUUCAAACGGGAAAUGCAACAAAGAAAAUCGGCAACUUUAAUCACACUUCAAGACCCAGACUUAAAAAUGUGGACAGGAGUACGGCCCAACAGCUCGCUGUAACUGUGGGGAAUGUCACUGUAAUAAUCACAGACUUUAAAGAAAAGACUCGUUCUUCAUCCACAUCUUCAUCCACAGUUACCUCCAGUGCAGGCUCAGAACAGCAGAAUCAGAGCUCCGGCUCUGAGAGCACAGACAAGGGAUCUUCUCGAUCUUCAACCCCAAAAGGCGACAUGUCUGUUGUCAAUGACGAGUCUUUCUGAAGAAAACCAAUAUUGCACACAAAUUUGGUGGAAACUCUGAAUCUGGGUCUGGAAUUCCCAAACACCCAUCUGCCUGUGUUUUGUUUGUUCUCCUGGAGCUUUUUUGGGGGAUGGAAGCACUCACUUCACUUUUCUUGGACUACAAGUUCAUUCUUAACGCUGCCAGGAAAAAUUUGUGCGUGACACAUGGGCAUUUGGAUACCCAGGAAUUCCCUACCCUCGACACUUGCGUAUUCCAUUAUUUUAUAUGAUUUUCUUAAUAAUCAUUUAUAAUUGGGUGUGCGCCUACAUCUACUUUUUUAUACAAAUCUACUGUGCACAGUUUUUUUCAUGUACAUUGUAUCUUUUUUUUUUUUUCUUUCUUUUUUUUUGACUUAUUUAUUGCAUCCACAAGUCCUCAUCAACUUCCUGCAUACCCUUUUUUAUUUGUUUUUCUUUUCUUCCUGUAAUACAGCGUACUAUCAAUUUUUAUACAUCAAUAUAUAUAUAUAUAUAAAUAUAUAAAUAAAUAUAUAUAUAAAUAAAUGGUUAUUUGAAACCAAUACAUAGAAAUUACACUGGUGCUCGAUACACUGUGAAGAGAAAACAUUGAACACAGAAUGAAGAAAAGACCUUUAACCCGUUUGCUGCAGGGCACCCUUGCUGCAGAGGGGUUAACAAAAAUAAAAAAUAAAAAAAUUGUUAAAACCUCUAAGAGGAUAUUAAUACAUUUUUAUUUAGACCCCUUUUUCCUUAGAUUUUGUUUUCCAUAUAUUUUUUUUUUAACCCUUUCAAAUGAUCCGUUAAUGAAAACGGCAAAGUUAAGAUGGGAAUCCGGAGUAUGUAGUCCGCUUCAUACAACUGAUUUUGGCCAAAAUGCUGUAGUUGCGACCUUUGGAGCCUGUAUUGUUUUCCCCCAAACACCAGCUUCACCAAUUAGCACAUGCUAGGACUGAAUGGAAUCUAGUCUUGGCUUUAUCAUUUUGGAAACGUUUAAGAGGAUACGCAUAUCCAGGAUCUACUUCCGUGUUUGUUUCUGAGUGAAAUGUGAGGGAUUAGAAACGUUUGUUGUCUGUUAUAAAGAAGAUUCCGUUUGGAUGGGCACGACAGCCCUUGGGUGGCUUAUUCAGAUGGAAAUUUCUUUCAAAUCACUAUCUCUGCUACAACCAUUGAGCAUUUUAAAGAAUCACUGGGAUUCUAAAGAAUAAUUUUGCAUUAAUAUGUUAUGAUUGUACAGGCUACUAGUUUUAUGUUCCACUUGUAAAACACAAUUUCCAUUUUAAAUAUACAGGCCGUAUAUAUCAACA
Messenger RNA from Bombina bombina (fire-bellied toad), 1687 nucleotides. Its product is annotated as RING1 and YY1-binding protein-like. The transcript has 2 exons. NCBI's taxonomy places the organism in Eukaryota, Metazoa, Chordata, Amphibia, Anura, Bombinatoridae. Gene Ontology annotation, biological process: positive regulation of DNA-templated transcription. Gene Ontology annotation, cellular component: nucleus. Gene Ontology annotation, molecular function: DNA binding; transcription coregulator activity. The record is from RefSeq and is a predicted model, not a curated record. The coding region runs from base 21 to 401 and encodes 126 amino acids.